Molecule: messenger RNA, 2005 nt
Organism: Drosophila eugracilis
Lineage: Eukaryota; Metazoa; Arthropoda; Insecta; Diptera; Drosophilidae
Product: SOX domain-containing protein dichaete
Exons: 1
Coding region: 211-1359 (382 amino acids)
Biological process (GO): positive regulation of transcription by RNA polymerase II; anatomical structure morphogenesis; cell differentiation
Molecular function (GO): DNA-binding transcription factor activity, RNA polymerase II-specific; RNA polymerase II cis-regulatory region sequence-specific DNA binding
Source: RefSeq, a predicted model, not a curated record
AUCAGUCACAAAAAAGCAGUCGAGCCGAGCAGAAGCAAAGCAGCAAAGCAUAAGCAAGCAAAAGCAAGACAGUCAUUGACAUAAAGACAAAACCAAAAAGAACAAGAACAAAAAUCACAGACAUUGUGUUCUAGAAAGUGAAGUGUUAAGAUCUUAAAAGAACCACAAAUUUACAUAAAACAAAAAAAAACAGUGAAUCAAAUAGCUGGAAUGGCCACCUUAUCGACACACCCCAAUUACGGUUUCCAUUUGGGUCAGGCCCAGGGAUUGGAGGACUACGCCCCACAGGGUCAGCUUCAGCUGAGUCCCGGCAUGGACAUGGAUAUCAAAAGAGUGCUACAUUACUCCCAGAGUCUGGCGGCCAUGGGUGGUUCACCCAAUGGACCCGCCGGCCAGGGAGUGAAUGGAUCUUCGGGCAUGGGUCACCACAUGUCCAGUCACAUGACCCCACAUCACAUGCAUCAGGCGGUCUCCGCUCAACAGACCUUGUCCCCGAACAGUUCCAUUGGAUCCGCUGGCAGUUUGGGCAGUCAAAGUAGCCUGGGCAGCAAUGGCAGUGGCUUGAACUCCGGUUCGGCUCACCAAUCCGCUGGAAUGCACAGCUUGGCCACAUCACCUGGUCAGGAGGGUCACAUCAAGCGACCAAUGAAUGCUUUCAUGGUCUGGUCCCGUCUGCAGCGUCGUCAGAUCGCCAAGGAUAACCCAAAGAUGCACAAUUCUGAGAUCUCUAAGCGUCUGGGUGCCGAAUGGAAAUUGCUGGCAGAGUCAGAGAAAAGGCCAUUCAUCGAUGAGGCCAAGCGUCUGAGGGCCCUGCACAUGAAGGAGCACCCAGACUACAAGUACCGCCCACGCCGCAAGCCCAAGAACCCACUGACCGCUGGACCCCAGGGUGGCUUACAGAUGCAGGCCGGCGGCAUGGGUCAACAGAAGUUGGGAGGUGGACCGGGUGCCGGAGCUGGAGGCUAUAAUCCAUUCCAUCAACUGCCACCAUACUUUGCCCCGUCACAUCAUCUGGAUCAGGGCUAUCCGGUGCCCUACUUUGGAGGAUUUGAUCCGUUGGCUCUGUCGAAACUUCAUCAAUCUCAGGCAGCGGCGGCGGCGGCGGUUAAUAACCAAGGUCAGCAGCAAGGACAAGCCCCACCUCAGUUGCCACCCUCCUCCCUGAGCAGCUUCUAUUCGGGCAUAUACUCCGGCAUCUCGGCACCAUCUUUAUAUGCCGCCCACUCAGCCAAUGCCGCCGGACUCUACACAUCCUCGUCAACCUCCUCGCCAGGAUCCUCGCCCGGUACCAUCACACCCAAUGGCAUGGAUGGCUCCAUGGACAGUGCAUUGAGGCGACCGGUACCGGUGCUCUAUUAGAGCCGCGAUUUAGGUUAGAGUACAGAGUAGAGUACAAUUGUUGAAGCAUUCCCAAAGUGAUCCACUGGUUUUAAAUCUUCAAAAGCUCUAAGUAAGCCAAUCCUCCAAACCACUCCGCUUAAUUCUAGUACAAUCUUUGCGCACUUCAGAUCUAAGAACUAAGUAAAAAAAAGAAAAAACAAAAACAAAAACAAAAAACACAUUCCUAGCCAAUACACACAACCACAAACUAUAAACUAUAAUUUAUUUAGCGCACGAGAAACAAGUAAGAAAACGUGAAAAACAAGAAAAACAAAAACCUAAUUGUAAAUUAAUUUUAUUUAGUUUUAAGCAUUGAGAGAGCGUUUCCUUCUUGUUGUUUUCUUUCCUCAUCAGCACUAACUUUAAACGUAGCUACUAGUUUUUAAUGUCUCAACCCUCUCAAAUUGUAAAUAUCCCAGCCAAUUUCGUUAUAGUGUCCAGUGUAGAGCCCAGGUAAAUGCGAGGAAUUAAGAACGUACAUCAAUGUAUUAUUGUAUUAUUAAUUGUAUUAAAAACUAAACGUUAUUAUCUAAGCAACAAAAAUGGUUCAUCAGAGAGCCAGACACACACAAAAACAAAGACAUUUAAAAAUGAAUAAAAAACAAAAUAAUUUGAGAAAACUAAA